AUGGCUCCUCCAAAAGCAUCCCACAAACACGAGCCAUUGAUAGCACCACCUCAAGUGGAGGAAGAGACUCGCGGCAGGACACAAAGCCGAGCGAGGUUUGAUGCUCUGUCGCCGGCUUUUACUGAGAGCGACGGUGGUUCCCAACAGGUCCACGAUGACGAAGACGUCCAAACGACACCACGAGGCAAACAAUUGCCGAUGCGAAACAGAGUACACUGUGCACAUUCUCCAGUGAAGCAGUCUGGUGAUAGAAAGAGACGCCGCAAGAGCCUAGACUACGACGACCAGGCACUGAAUACAAUGGAGUAUAGAGCACUUCUGGAGCAGCCGUUUGAUUUUGAUCCUGCCACAGCGACGGCAUCGGGCAACACCAUCGGGCGCAAUGGUGAUGGCGAUCAAAGGCUGGCGCAGAUGCGACACAUGGGAAGCGCUGAGCAGCAAAGGUUCUUUGGGGACAUGUCGGUGGACGAGUGGGAAACAGCCGGGAACUGGCUCUCGGAACAAUUUACGGGUAUUAUGCGAAAACUGACGGCGGCUCGGCAAUCAAAACGGCAUAUUGUGGACAGCUUUGAGCAGGAGGCUGCUGCGCGCGAGGCAGAAGUCAGACGGCGGUCGAAUAAGAUUGACGAGAAGCUCCAAAAGAUGCGCGAAGAUGGCAUGAAGGUCGUCGGGGGUCGGAGCUGCUGA
Molecule: messenger RNA, 687 nt
Organism: Akanthomyces muscarius
Lineage: Eukaryota; Fungi; Ascomycota; Sordariomycetes; Hypocreales; Cordycipitaceae
Exons: 1
Coding region: 1-687 (228 amino acids)
Biological process (GO): nucleolar large rRNA transcription by RNA polymerase I
Cellular component (GO): RNA polymerase I core factor complex
Molecular function (GO): TBP-class protein binding; RNA polymerase I core promoter sequence-specific DNA binding
Source: RefSeq, a predicted model, not a curated record